This is a messenger RNA of Leptinotarsa decemlineata (Colorado potato beetle), 2303 nucleotides long. RefSeq names its product mannosyl-oligosaccharide alpha-1,2-mannosidase IA. Gene Ontology annotation, cellular component: endoplasmic reticulum; Golgi membrane. Gene Ontology annotation, molecular function: mannosyl-oligosaccharide 1,2-alpha-mannosidase activity; calcium ion binding. The record is from RefSeq and is a predicted model, not a curated record. Gene Ontology annotation, biological process: mannose trimming involved in glycoprotein ERAD pathway; carbohydrate metabolic process. Lineage: Eukaryota; Metazoa; Arthropoda; Insecta; Coleoptera; Chrysomelidae.
CCAUUCAACAAAUGCUGUUUAGUGUUUAUUCUCGAAAUUACACCACGCAUCGAUAACACUCGUGAUAUCUCACUUCGAGGAAUGAACGCUGCUUCUUCAACAGCAUUGUAUCGGCACGGACCCAUUAGCGGUAAAUAAUAUUUCAUUAGUUUCGUGGCUAAGUUUUUUUACGUACCUGUUCGCGGGAUAUUUUUCUCAGUGUUAUAACUGUGAUAAACCGGCUGAAGAAGAAUGAUUACUAAAGUUGCCGCUCCGAUGUUGGGUGGCACCCUUAUGGUGAUGGCGUGGUCAGGGGUGUACUUCACCAAGCACCAAACAAGAUCUUCCAGGUCCUCCGUGGAUGAUCUUUUGGAUCGCAACUCAACAGAGUCAUCUCUGUAUUAUAGUGUGUAUGAUGAAAACAACUUUAGCGAAAACAGUGUGGAAUAUCCAAGAAAACUUUUGGCUUAUAAAGCACCUGCGAUCUAUAGUGUUUAUGGAAAUGGUAGUGUCAGUAUAAAUAUUACUGGUGACGGUAACGAUUGGAGGAGAGAAGAGAUUAAAAAGAUGAUGAAGCAUGCUUGGGACAACUAUGUACGUUACGCUUGGGGUAAAAACGAGCUGAAACCAAUCAGCAAAAGAGGGCAUGUUGGAAGCAUUUUUGGUUCUUUACCAUUAGGAGCAACCAUCAUCGAUGGACUUGACACUUUGUAUAUCAUGGGCAUGAAGGAAGAGUUCAAACAGGCUAGGGAUUGGGUUGCAACCGAGUUGAACUUUGACCAAAUGACAUCCGACGUAUCCGUAUUCGAAGUCAACAUCAGGUUCGUGGGAGGGCUGCUUGCGUGUUUUGCUUUGACAGGAGACACGAUGUUUCGUGACAAAGCUCAACAAAUCGCCGACAAAUUGUUGCCAGCUUUCGACACCCCUACUGGCAUCCCUAAUGCGCUCAUCAACUUCAAAACAGGGGCAAGCAAGAAUUAUGGUUGGGCGAGCGGUAGCUCCAGUAUUCUAUCCGAAUUCGGAACACUUCAUCUCGAGAUGGCAUACCUUAGCGACGUGACUGGUAAACCAAUAUACCGUGCCAAAGUAGAUCAUAUUCGAAAAGUUCUUCAAGAGAUGGAGAAACCCAAAGGACUCUACCCUAACUAUCUAAAUCCAAAAACAGGAAAUUGGGGACAGCGUGGUCUUCUGGGUUUAGCUUCGAAAACACUUAGAAACGAAGUGUCAGACCGAUAUAUGGAAGUGGCAAAAGAAAUAACUCGGACAUGUCAUGAGUCCUACGAUAGAUCUCAGACGAAACUAGGCCCUGAGUCUUUCCGAUUCGGAGAAGGUGCUGAGGCAAGAGCUCUCAGAAGUUCUGAGAAGUACUACAUUUUGAGACCGGAAGUGAUAGAAUCAUAUUACUACAUGUAUAAGUUGACUAAAGAUAAUAAGUACAGAGACUGGGGUUGGGAAGCAGUUCAAGCCCUUGAGAAGUACUGUCGAGUUCCUGGAGGAUAUACUGGCAUCAAAAAUGUCUACUCCGAAGACCCUCAGCAGGAUGACGUGCAACAGAGUUUUUUCUUGGCAGAAACAUUGAAGUACCUGUACCUUCUUUACUCAGACGACAGCCUCAUCUCCUUGGAUGAAUGGGUCUUCAACACAGAAGCACACCCGCUUCCAAUCAAAGGUGUGAAUUCGUACUAUAGAGAGUCAACCCAAUAAUGGUACAUGGCACCAUUCCCACCGAUAUCAUUUGAAGCGACUGAUACACAAGAAUACUUUAAACUUUGAAAUUUUUAUUUAUUGAGGAAAUGAUAUAAUAUAUACGAAGAAGUGAUUGAGAAACUCUGGGUAGAUUUAGUUAUAAAACAGUGUGUGGAUCAUAAAUGUGAGUUGAUAAACUGUGAUCUUAAGAAAAACUUAUUAUCGAACCAAUUUCAAAGAGGUUUACAUAUUUGAAUGAUAUUUCAGAUGAAUGCAGUUUGUUGUUUGAAUUCCUCAUCAGUAAUUAAUAUAUCAGAGUCUGAAUGAUAGGAGAGGUUGAAGCAGACUGUUGUAACCACACGAAGUUUGGUCCACGAGACAAUCCCGCUGAUAUUUCUGCUGACAGCAAAGAUAAAACUGCUGUUUUUUACGUUGAUUAAAUUAAAAAAUCUAAUACUUCCUAAAAAGUUCUGAAGAGUCUUUGAAAAAUAGUUCCAAAAUUUCAGAAGUGUAUGAAAUAAUUCAACUGGAUUCAACACACUAAAGUUUGUUUUCAAAGUAUAGUUUUUGUCAUUCAAAAUAUCAAUCGAAUGAUAUGCAUGAGUUGAAGAUGAUUAUGAAAAUGACAAGAUAAAUAA